GGCUCAUUCUAAGUUGACCAAUAUUUUGAUAUUGACCCUUCCCCAGUAAUUUCUAUAUUCCUCCGGCAAAAUUUGGUAUUGUGUAGCUGUCAAGUGUCAACAUUAGAGUUGCAAAUUAUUUAGAUGUUGUCAAUGCUUAUCUUGCAUUUAAAAAUAUUGAAGUUCUCAUUGCAUUUUAUUUCAUAAAUUCGAACAUGGCUUCCAUUGAUCAGUGUGAUAUGGUAAAUGGUCUCUCAAACGAAAGAAAGAAGAAAACGACUCAAGGCAAAUGGGUAAUCAGUAGAAGGAGAUCGUGCCAUGGUCCUAAACCAGUGACGAAAUUUGGACCUAAAGCUAAAUUGGUGGAUGAUCAAUCUGUAGAAGACUGCAGUAUCUUUUCUACUUGCGAUCCAUCGAGCAUGAUGCUUGGAUGGAAAAGUGAACCACGUCAAGUUUUGAUCAUCAAAAAACCUGGGGAUGAUGAUUACCUUAAUAGGUCAUUCACGCAGCUUGCUUAUUGGCUUGUACAGGAAAUGAAUUUUUUACUCUAUAUCGAACCGGCCACUCUUUCGGAAUCUGGCUUUGACAAUGAAGAGGAACAUGAAAACAUUCGUAGCAAAAUUAACAUUUGGGAACAAGAAGCCGAUGUUUCAUCGUUUUCAGACAGGGGACUUGAGGCGAGUAUCGACUUUAUCAUUACUCUGGGGGGUGAUGGCACAUUGUUAUAUGCUGCUUCAUUGUUUCAGCAUAGUUGCCCACCAGUGAUCGCCUAUCAUAUUGGUUCUCUUGGUUUCUUAACAUGUUUUAAAUUCCCAAAUUACAAGCAGGAUCUGAAGUCUGUUGUGAACGGCAAUGGCAAACUUAUUCUCCGAAAAAGAUUGGAGUGCACAUUAAUGUUAAAAACUGACAACGACUGUAAACUUGACGAUAAUAAAAUGAUCAAGUCUUAUACGGUACUGAAUGAAUUGCUUAUUGAUCGUGGCAGUGCUCAAACCUUGUCUAAUCUUGACGUUUACCUAAAUGAUCGAUUGAUUACAACAGUUCAGGGAGACGGUUUAAUUGUAUCUACUCCAACUGGAAGCACGGCGUACGCUGCAGCUGCUGGCGGCUCCAUGGUACACCCUAGUGUUCCCGGUAUCCUUCUUACCCCCGUGUGUCCUCAUUCGUUAUCAUCACGGCCAGUCAUUGUUCCUUCUGGUGUAGAGCUUAAGAUCAUAUUGUCUCAAGAAAGUCGCUGCGGGGCCUUUGCAUCUUUCGAUGGUCGAAACAGAUAUGAACUACGCAGGGGAGAUGGAAUCCGGGUUAUGACAUCAGUUUAUCCCGUACCAUGCCUCACGCAAGAUGACCAAAUUACCGAUUGGUUUACGAGCCUUGGCGAAUGCUUGCAUUGGAAUGUUCGUCAGAAACAGAAACCGUUGUGAAGAGUCACUUCGUGGACUCUCGCGAGAAUCGAUCCGGUCCAGUCCUUUGGCAAUUUCAAUUUUUGCUGUGUGUUCAGAAAUCAAAUGAAAGUAAUAAGAAGUCUACUCCAUCAUCUUAUCCGAACGCUUUAAUUCAAUAAAUAUAUUGCAAUUCCAAUUUUCAUUGAACUGUUGAUUUUUCAACUCUAAACUUAACCACUCGUUUUACAUUUAAUAGUUCUAAAAUUUUCAUGAUAGCAUACAAAUGUAUUGAUUGCAAAGUCUGGAUCGGGUAAUUCAAUCUGUUCUCCAAUGCAUAUGAUGAAUCGUACAUUCAUUUUAUUCUUGGUGAUUGACUUCCGUAUUUUUAAUUGAACAAUGAAUGAUGACUUGAUUCUCAGAUGAUGUACCAAAGUACACAUCGAUUUGCUAAAAUUUUGUAUUUCAUUUGUGUCUUCUAAUUUAUUUCUGUCGACUUACAAUUUCUCAUUUAGAUAGACGAAGCAUUUUGACAGACUUUGCUUCUUCGUCAUAAUAACUUGCUAAUUAUUUUGAACUUCACAAUGUGAAAUUAAUUGUACUGUAAAUAGCUUAGAUUCGUAAUUAAUUGAUUAAUGGCUUCGUAGAUUCGUAAUUAAUUGAUUAAUAGUACCGUAGAUUCGUAAUUAGUUAACUUUGUAUGAUAUCGAAGGACGUAGAAAGAUCUGUAAUUUGGAGGAGCGGGGGGUUAAUAUUCAUACAUGCUCUAGAUGCCAUGUUGUUUUUUAUUUUUUGUUACUUGCACAUAAUAGUAUGUCUCUCCCUCCCCACCCCAAAUAUUAAGCUUUCCACGUCCAUGAUGAAUACAACAUAUGCAUUUGUAAUUCUUCACUCAUCACAGAAAUAAACCAAAUGAGAUAAUGAGAUAA
Messenger RNA from Xenia sp. Carnegie-2017, 2287 nucleotides. Its product is annotated as NAD kinase-like. Gene Ontology annotation, biological process: NAD+ metabolic process; NADP+ biosynthetic process. The transcript has 11 exons. Gene Ontology annotation, molecular function: NAD+ kinase activity. The record is from RefSeq and is a predicted model, not a curated record. Lineage: Eukaryota; Metazoa; Cnidaria; Anthozoa; Malacalcyonacea; Xeniidae. The coding region runs from base 195 to 1400 and encodes 401 amino acids.